Molecule: messenger RNA, 1691 nt
Organism: Cyprinodon tularosa
Lineage: Eukaryota; Metazoa; Chordata; Actinopteri; Cyprinodontiformes; Cyprinodontidae
Gene: acaa2
Product: acetyl-CoA acyltransferase 2
Exons: 10
Coding region: 141-1331 (396 amino acids)
Biological process (GO): fatty acid beta-oxidation
Molecular function (GO): acetyl-CoA C-acetyltransferase activity
Source: RefSeq, a predicted model, not a curated record
CAGCCAGAGCUUUAUUUAGGGUAAAGGUCAGCUGGGCGCUUCUUUCUUAUGUCCACCGUGGACAGAUCAGGAGCCAGAAUUAGAAAGGGCAUCGAUUUCGAGGUUCCAACUGUCCAAAAGAUUAUUACUGAACCAACAUCAUGGCGCUUAUCAGAGGUGUUUUUAUUGUAGCAGCCAAGCGUACUCCAUUUGGUACGUAUGGUGGAGUCCUGAAGGAUCAUAGCGCCACAGACCUGGCUGAGCAUGCAGCCAAAGCUGCCCUUGUUGCCGGCUCUGUGGCACCAGAGCUUAUAAAUAGCAUCAUUAUGGGAAAUGUCAUGCAGAGUUCAGCUGAUGCUCCAUAUAUUGCUCGUCAUGUUGGUCUGAGGUGUGGCGUUCCCAUUCCAGUUCCUGCCCUUACUGUGAACAGGUUGUGUGGAUCUGGUUUCCAGUCCAUCAUAAACGGCGCUCAUGAGAUUUGUCUGAAAGAGGCAGAGGUGGUUCUGUGUGGAGGCUCAGAGAGUAUGAGCCAGGCUCCUUACGCUGUCCGUAACAUCCGCUUUGGAACAAAGUUUGGACUCGACCUUAAGCUGGAGGACACUUUGUGGGCGGGUCUCACCGACCUUCAUAUCAAGACCCCGAUGGGGAUCACUGCAGAAAACCUAGCAGAGAAAUAUCAGAUAACACGAGAGGACUGCGACAAUUAUGCAUACCAGACCCAACAGAGAUGGAAGGCAGCUCAUGAAGGGGGUCACUUCACAGCUGAAAUUGCUCCAGUUGAGGUGAAAGCAAAGAAAGGCAAAGCAUCAAUGUCUCAUGAUGAACACCCUCGACCUCAGACCACACUGGAACAAAUGGCCAAGCUGCCCACUGUCUUCAAGAAGGGAGGAACCGUCACCGCUGCCAACGCUUCGGGUGUCUCUGAUGGUGCUGCUGCCCUGGUGAUCAGCAGUGAAGAAGCCCUGAAGGAACAUAAGCUCACCCCACUGGCCAGAAUUGUUUCCUAUCACGUGUCAGGCUGUGACCCGAGCAUAAUGGGAAUCGGCCCUGUUCCAGCCAUUACAGAAGCUCUUAAAAAGGCUGGCCUUUCUCUUAAAGACAUGGAUCUGGUUGAGGUGAAUGAAGCUUUUGCUCCUCAGUAUUUGUCUGUGGCCAAGGCUCUUGGACUGGAUCCAGAAAAAUCAAACGUCAACGGCGGAGCUAUUGCCAUCGGACAUCCUCUCGGUGCCUCUGGAGCGCGCAUCACCACUCACCUGGUGCACGAACUCAGGCGAAGAGGAGGAAAGUAUGCUGUGGGCUCUGCUUGUAUCGGUGGAGGUCAGGGCAUUGCCAUCAUCCUGGAAAAGUGCUAAAGGAGGAAGAGGAGGAAUUCCUGUGAAAUCGAAUCCAAACACAAAGACUGUUCACCAUCAUGAUAUAAAAUACAUACUCAGAGAAAAUGUUCUCAGAUGUUUAAUAAUAAAUAGCCUCCUAGUUCAGGACAAAUAUGCAUAACUAAUGCAACAUUUAUCUGAUUCUCCACAAGUUGAUUUCUGCAACAUUUUUAAGCCUAAUGCCUUUUAAGCGAGAAUUAAAUAAAUAAAUGACUGUGACUACACAUCUGUGCUCAAUGCACAGAGGUUUGGGAGCCUUUAUGUGCCUAAAGUAUAUGUUUAGCUUGUUAACAUGUAGUUUGGUAAUACAAUAAAGGAUUUGCCUUCAAUUGCUCUUCA